UUUAGUGGCAGCACUCUUAAAGCAUCAGCCAUCUUUAUUUUAAUUUUAUCCAUAUAGGUAUAUAUAAGUGGAAGCGGCUAUGGGCUUUGACAGGAUGAUGCCGGCUUUGUACAGAGCAGCAGUGGAAGGUAAACACGAAGAUUAUUAUGAGGCUCUCCGACAGACGGCGAUGACAGUGGCAGAUAAUCAAGUUACUCCAUCUGGCAAUACUGUGCUGCACGUUGCAGCGCUCCACGGCCAAAAACAAUUUGUGGAAAACAUCCUAGAAACAGAAGAGGAUCGUGUGGCCUCGUCUAUGUUGUUUUCUAGAAACAAUAAAGAUGAAACUGUGCUCCAAUGUGCAGCGGAGAAAGGCUAUGCCGAUAUUGUCUCUCUCAUCAUCACUGCCACCAAGAAAUACAAGGAUGUAGAGCUUGGUGUUGGAGUGACGAAGAUGAUUGGGAUGAGGGAUAAGGUGAAAGACACGGCUUUGCACAAGGCAGUGCGAAUGGGGCAUUUGGAAGUGGUGAAGUUAUUGGUUAAAGAGGAUUCUGAAUUUGAGUAUCAUGCCAAUGAUGAUGGAGAGACACCCAUUUACAUAGCAGCAGAGUUGCAAUUUCAUGGGUGCUUGGUGGAAAUGCUCAACACAUGUAAAAAGCCCACCUAUGGUGGACCAUUGGGUCGCAAUGCUCUCCAUGCAGCUAUAUUAUCAGGUAUUGGGUACACAAAUAUAUCCAAGUCAGUAAAGAUUCUGUUUUUGGAGUAUCGCACUGAAAGUAGUUGUAGAGAGUUUGCCACAGAAUGCACGCAAUCACUGUUGGAAAAGAAGAUGUGUUUGUGCGAGGAAAUUGAUGAUUUUGGUUGGAGUCCACUACAUUAUGCUGUAAAAAUUUACAAUAUUAAAGCUGCUCGCAUGAUACUUGAAAGAAAACCAUCUGCAGCUUACAUUUAUGCGGGCAGUGACAAAGAGUGGACAACAACAUUCCACAUAGCAGCAAGGAAGGGUAAGGUCGAAAUGAUGAAAGAGAUAUUAAAUAUGUGCCCAGAUUGUUGGGAGAUGGUGAAUAGCAAAGGGCAAAAUGUAUUGCAUGAAGCAAUAUUGAGUAAGAAAGUGAAUGUGAUACGGCAUAUAGAAAGCUAUGACCAUUUUGACAACCUUAUUCAUCAGAAAGAUGAGGAUGGCAACACACCACUGCACCUGCUUGCUGUUAAUCGCUACAGUGUUAUCGACAAAUAUAUAAAAGAGCGUCGUAUGCUGAAUUAUUUUGCAUUUAAUAAGAAACACCAAACUCCGAUUGACAUAGCCGUUUCAGGAUAUAAGUUAUUGCCAAACGUCGAGAUAAGAGAGGGCAGUAGAGCACUUCUAAAUAGUAGAAAAUUUGCUAACCGCAUCAGAAAUAUUCCGGAACACGAAGAUAAUAUUUCUGACAAGGCAGAAAAGGAGAUUGAAGCUAUGAUAGGAAUGGGUAAAACAAGCAUUGUUGUGGCAACAUUGAUAUUAACCAUGACCUUUGCAGCCGGUAUUACAGUGCCAGGAGGAUACCAACAAGAAAAAGGGUACCCAUUAUUAUUACGAAACACAGCUUUUAAGGCCUUUGUUAUUACUAAUACUCUUGCUUUCCUAUGCUCUUUUUGCUCCAUUGUCAUUCACAUUGCUAUGGUGAGUGAAGCCUCACGUUACUCGAGGAGCUUUGGAACUGUGGCAAGUCUGAUUUUUGCGCAGGGUGUAUUGCUUGCUUUUUCAUGUUACGGAGUAGUAAUUGCGUUCCUGUGCGCAAUGUAUGUCAUUUUAGUACCUUUACUUCCCCUUGCUAUUACUGAUUUAAUCUUAGGCAUCUUCAUUUUCAUUUUCGCUUUUAGUGUUUGUACUUACUAUUAUUUAUAUGCUACUUAAUAAAAUGUAGUGUAGCCGGCCACCAUAUCAAAAAUAUUAAGGCUAAGGUCUUAUCAA
Molecule: messenger RNA, 1930 nt
Organism: Ipomoea triloba (trilobed morning glory)
Lineage: Eukaryota; Viridiplantae; Streptophyta; Magnoliopsida; Solanales; Convolvulaceae
Product: protein ACCELERATED CELL DEATH 6-like
Exons: 3
Coding region: 80-1873 (597 amino acids)
Cellular component (GO): plasma membrane
Molecular function (GO): protein phosphatase regulator activity; protein phosphatase 1 binding
Source: RefSeq, a predicted model, not a curated record